AUGUACGCUGGUGUACAGAAAUUUGUGAGAGGGUGUGUGGAUUGUGCGUCAGCCAAGGGGCGACCACCGGUCGUUGGCCCGUCACCUGGCAAUAUCGAACCGAGAUAUCCGUUCGAGGUGGUCUCUGUGGAUUUUGUCACUGAGCUACCUGAGUCCGAUCGUGGAAAGACAUACUUGUUGCUAUACAAGAUUAAUUCUCAGGAUAUGUCAUGUCCCAUGCGGAAUACCGAAGCACAGGAUGUUGCUGAGGCAUACGAAGAGUGUGUCUUCAGAAGAUUUGGGGCAAGUUCAAUGAUCAGACAUGAUCAGGAUCCUCGCUUCAUGAGCAAGGUCUUCGCUAGAUUCAGAGACCUUCUGAAGAGUAAGCAACGUGCGACGCUAGGAUACCGGCCUCAGGCCAAUGGACAGCAGGAACGCUCAGUCCAAACUGUAAUGCGAAGUGUCACAGCGUACGUCGCUGAAGUUGACCAGGGUGACUGGGACGAGCAUGCAGAACGGCGUAUGUUCGCCUUGAACACCUCGUUCGAUGCUGCGAGACUGGAUACCCCGUUUUACCUGGUCCAUGGCUGGGACGCCCAGGAAACCAUCUCUGCGAUGCUGGGCCCGAAGCCAUCCACAGUCCAAGAACGAACGGCUUUGGAGUGGCGUCGGAAGAUGCAACGAGAUUAUAGCUAUGCCCUUGCGUGCGCUGAAGACUUACAGAAGAAGUCGAAGCGUGCGAGAUCUGCUGCUCAGACUCGUAAGUGGAGAGAACUCUCGGAUCGUGUAAAGGCAGGUUUCGAAGCCGGUGAUUCGGUGUGGUUGUAUAUUCCCAAAGUUCGCACAGGAUUGAGUCGCAAGCUAGCUCACCUGUGGCAUGGACCUUUCCGAAUCGACGAAAUUCAUGACGACUUCAGAGUCAAGCUCAAGAUCCCAGGCACAGGCUACCGGGUGAACCCAUGGGUCCACAUUAGCCGCCUCAAACCGAGAGCUCUAUUCCCUGAACGACCGACCUCAGAGAUACAAGUCUCAGACGAUGACGAAUUUGACGCAGCUUUGAUACCCGAGGAUAGUUGGGAGCCAGACACUGCCCAGGAUGAGUACGAGGUCGAAGAGAUCCUAGAUCUCAGGUGGAUCAAACAACGGAUACCUCUGGUCCAGUUUAAUUGUGGGGCAUUGUUAUACGAGUUCAACCAGGGUGCUAAGGCAAGAGCACGUUUCCAAGCUAUGCAAGCUGGGGACAAUCACCGUGGGAACUAG
This is a messenger RNA of Phytophthora megakarya, 1239 nucleotides long. The record is from the annotation of a GenBank genome assembly. Lineage: Eukaryota; Oomycota; Peronosporomycetes; Peronosporales; Peronosporaceae.